Molecule: messenger RNA, 999 nt
Organism: Saccoglossus kowalevskii
Lineage: Eukaryota; Metazoa; Hemichordata; Enteropneusta; Harrimaniidae
Product: solute carrier family 22 member 6-B-like
Biological process (GO): transmembrane transport
Cellular component (GO): membrane
Molecular function (GO): transmembrane transporter activity
Source: RefSeq, a predicted model, not a curated record
AUGGAAGCAACUCCUUCAUCACGUAGACCUUUCAUAGCCCUUGGGUGUUCAUUGUCCCUUGGAAUAGCACAAAACUCCAUAGGAUUAACUGCUUACAUGGUUAAUGGUAAUUGGAGAGUUCUUCAAUUUAUAAGUGGCGCAUUAUGCCUACUAUACAUACCGCAUUUUUGGUUUUUAGAAGAGUCUGUUCGUUGGCUUUUACAGGGCUAUGAAAUUAGCAAAGUGAAAGACAUUUUAAAUAAAGCUGACGCAAUUAAUGGAAAGAUAUUGACCGAAGAAAUGAAUGAUGCUAGUUGCAUUUCGUUGGUAGUUGAGGUGGAACGACAAUCGGUAUUAACACUGUUCAAGACACCUGUUAUCCGACAACGGAUUAUAAUUAUAUCAUUAUGUUGGUUCGCAGUGGGAUUGGCGUACUAUGGUAUAUCUCUGAACUCCAACUUUUUUGCUAAGAAUCCUUACAUCAUUUUCAUGUUUACUGCUGCAGUUGAAUUACCUGCUGCGUUACUGAACUGGUGGUUACUGCAACAUUACCCGCGUCGGUUGACACAAAGUAUAUCACUGGCGCUUUCCGGAGCAGUUCUACUGAUUGGUGGCAUCUCUGGUAUCGAUUGGUUACGUAUCUGUUCAGUAGUGCUUUCAAAGUUUUUCGCUAAACUCAGCAUUGGUACAGUUUAUAUUUAUACCGCCGAACUGUUUCCUACACCAGUCAGGAGUGCCGCUGUUGGGAUUGGUCAAGUAUUCAGUUUAAUUGGUGCGAUUAUCGUACCUUUUAUUAUGCUUUUAGAUUAUGCAUGGUACCUCGCACCAAUCGCAAUCAUGGGCGUUCCAUGUAUUAUAUCAGGGCUGCUAAUUCGUUUGUAUCUUCCCGAUACAAAGAACAAACCCUCACCUGAUACAGUUGAAGAAAUAGAGCACCCAUACAAGGAAUUUAAAUCCUCAAAAUGUGAUGAAGAGGACUUGUAUCUCAUGAAGGAUGUGAAACAAGAAUAUAACAAUUAA